UCCCACCAUCCAUGGUGUUUUGGGUUGAUCAUUACGCAAUUCCAUUAUACCCAUCCAAAGAUUCUCUCUUUCUUCCCUUUUUAUCCCUUCUCCUUCCCCUCCGUUUCUUCUCCUCCUCUAUCUCUCUCGACAGGGAAAGGGAAACGGAUUUCAUCUUCCUCAAUUUCUUGUUCCAGUUUAGAGGUAGGUCGGGGGGAAGAAAACGGAGUCGAUCGAGGAGAAAGAUGAUCGGAAUUUCAUUUGUUGCUGUGUCUUUGCGGGAUUAAGGAUCCGUUUGCCUCGGCUCUGGUUCUGUUGUUCUGAAGGACGGGGAUUCGGUUCUCGAAAUUUUGGCCUUCCGUUAACCAUGGGGAACAUCGGGAGCAGUGGCAACAGCGGUGGUCGCCGGAGGCAAAGGAGUAGGCGGAAUCACCGGGGUUCUGCUCCUGAUCCUGCUCCUGUUCCUGCUCCUUCUCCUACUCCUGCUCCGCCGCAGCAAGAAAUGUCAGCCAACCGUUACGUGUUCGCCGCGGCCACGCCGUAUCCGGCACAGUACCCUAACCCUAACGGUCCUCCUCCCCCUCCAUAUUACCAGUACCCUGGAUACUACCAGCAUACUCCCCCGCCGAUGCCUGUGCCACUUCCGACGCCGUACGAUUACCAUCAUCGUGGUGGUGGCCACAUGGACCCUGCCUAUUGGCCGAGGCACCCAUAUAGUCACAUGAUGCCGGCUCCGCCGCAUUAUGUUGAGUAUCAGAAAGCGAUCACUAUACGUAACGACGUUAACUUAAAGAAGGAAACUUUGAGAUUGGAGCCGGAUGAGAAGAAUCCGGGGAAGUUUUUGGUUACUUUCACCUUUGAUGCUACUGUUGCUGGGAGCAUCACUGUUAUUUUCUUUGCAAAAGAGGGUGAUGAUUGUAACCUGACUCCAGCGAAGGAAAAUAUUCUAGCACCAGUGACAGUGCAUUUUAAACAAGGCCUUGGCCAGAAGUUUAGGCAGCCCUCUGGAUCAGGGAUUGACUUCUCUAUGUUCGAGGAGUCAGAGCUACUGAAAGAGGGUGAAAUGAAUAUUUAUCCUCUAGCAGUUAAGGCAGAGGCAUCUUCAAUCAACCAGAAUAGUUUGGAAGGAAUCCCAGUAUCAGGAACCCCAAAUUCUCAGAUAACUCAGGCUGUGUUUGAGAAGGAUAAGGGUGAAUACCAUCUGAAAGUAAUGAAACAGAUACUCUGGGUCAAUGAAACAAGGUAUGAGCUGCAGGAAAUUUAUGGAAUUGGGAAUUCAAUUGAUGGUGAUGUUGAUGCAAAUGAUCCAGGGAAAGAAUGUGUUAUCUGCCUCUCAGAACCACGGGAUACAACUGUCCUUCCCUGCAGGCACAUGUGUAUGUGCAGUGGCUGUGCAAAGGUUUUGAGGUUCCAAACCACUCGAUGCCCAAUUUGCAGACAGCUAGUUGAUAGGCUUUUGGAGAUAAAAGUCAACAAUGACACGGAUGAAUGAAAAGACAAAAUGUUUCUUCUUACUAGCUUGCUGUAUAGUAGUUUGUUGUCUUCCUUAUAUUUCCUUUCUCGCGGUCUUGAUUUUCAUAUUUUGAAAAUUUCUCCCCUUUUUAAAAGGUCUGGCAUUUGAAAUAAUCAGACAGGAAGUUAUAACUAUAUGCAGGCAUGUUAUGAACUAUAUGAAUGAAAUAGCAGGAAUUGCAUUGUAAUAUUUUUGCUUACGUUCUUGUAUGCAUGUGUUAUACGGCCCAGUUCCAAAGUUCAACUCUCCAUUCUCAAGGAAUUCAGUAUGUAUGUGGGAACUUCUGCUUGCUAUUUAGUUGGUAGACAGUGUACCAGGGACCUAAUUAUUUCGAAAAUGAGAUAGGUAUAAUCUCAUCUGGUAUUGUAGCUUACAAUCACUAUAUAUUAAUAUAUGAUUGGUUUUUUA
Messenger RNA from Rubroshorea leprosula, 1900 nucleotides. Lineage: Eukaryota; Viridiplantae; Streptophyta; Magnoliopsida; Malvales; Dipterocarpaceae. The record is from the annotation of a GenBank genome assembly.